UAUCCAUCAUUUUUCCCAGACCAUUCAUCAUUCAUUCAAGCAUUUCUUUUGCAGUUUUUCCUUCAUCCCACAUCCAUGUCAGCCUCUUCCCUUAACAUGGCCGCUGCUGCCGCUGCUGCGGCGGCCUCUUCUUCACCUUCGCUCCGUAUUCCCUACAGAAUCUCCAAACUCUCUCUCAUCCCGAUCUCCACCCACUUCCCCUCGAUACCCAAACCUCUCAAACUCACUACCCAAUCCGCCCACUUCCCACACCACCUCUGCAGAACCACCCAACACCAAGAUCCACAACUACAAGAAGAAGAAGAAGAAGAAGAAGAAGAAGAGGAAGAGGAACAACAAGAAGAGGAGGAGGACCCUAAGGUGUCAGACUCAGCUGAAGCCAGCAGGCUAUAUGUAGGGAACUUGCCAUAUUCUAUGACUUCUUCCCAAUUGGGUGAAGUCUUUAAUGAAGCUGGUAGUGUUAUCUCUGUGGAGAUUGUUUAUGAUAGAGUUACAGAUAGGAGCAGGGGGUUUGCUUUUGUUACAAUGGGAAGCGUCCAAGAAGCCAAAGAGGCUAUUAGAAUGUUUGAUGGAUCUCAAGUUGGAGGCCGAACAGUGAAGGUUAACUUCCCUGAAGUGCCAAGAGGGGGAGAAAGGGCAGUAAUGGGGCCAAAGAUUAGAAGCAGCUACAGGGGCUUUGUUGACAGCCCUUACAAGAUCUAUGCAGGGAACCUCAGCUGGCGUCUCACAUCGGAGGGGCUUAGAGAUGCUUUUGCUGAUCAGCCAGGCCUAUUGGGUGCCAAGGUCAUCUAUGAAAGGGAGUCUGGAAGAUCUCGGGGUUUUGGGUUUCUCUCGUUUGCAUCUGAUGAGAAUGCAGAGUCUGCCCUCAAUGCAAUGAAUGAAGUGGAGGUGGAAGGGCGGCCUUUACGAUUAAACUUAGCUGCAGUAAGAGCCACUCCUGCCCCUUCUCCAGGACCAGGACUGGAAAGAAAUGUUGACAACAGCGAAUUGAUUUCUAGCAUCAGCACGUGACACAAACAUGUUUACAGAAUGGUGGUUUGGAUAUGAUUUCAAAGGGAUAUUGCAAAGAAAAACUGCAGCAUUUCAGCUUCUGUAUGUUGAUAUCCUUUUUGCUUUUCCGGAUGUACCAGUGUUUUCAAAUGGGCAUAUGCAAAUCAAAGCAACAAGAUGGAGCAGUAAAUAGUAGGGGUCUCUUGUUGCAUUUUUAUUUUUAGCAUAUGCAUGGUAUGAAUAUUUAGACAUAAAAGGCUAUUUCAAUAGCACACUCAGGAAAUGACCAUUAUCAGCCAAUUCCAUAAUGUUCAAAACCGAAAGCUGUAGGACUGCUCACAAUAUACUGGAUUCUUGAAUUUCAUUGUUUCUUUUAAA
Vitis riparia (riverbank grape) is the source of this 1368-nucleotide messenger RNA. RefSeq names its product 33 kDa ribonucleoprotein, chloroplastic. The transcript has 4 exons. Bases 76 to 1011 code for a protein of 311 amino acids. Lineage: Eukaryota; Viridiplantae; Streptophyta; Magnoliopsida; Vitales; Vitaceae. The record is from RefSeq and is a predicted model, not a curated record. Gene Ontology annotation, cellular component: cytosol. Gene Ontology annotation, molecular function: mRNA binding.